Adineta steineri is the source of this 1344-nucleotide messenger RNA. NCBI's taxonomy places the organism in Eukaryota, Metazoa, Rotifera, Eurotatoria, Adinetida, Adinetidae. The record is from the annotation of a GenBank genome assembly.
AUGGGUGGCUUAUUGAAUCGAUCAUCAACGCAAAGAGAUGAAGGAAAAACAAAAUUAAAAAAAGAUAAGCGAAAACGACGACAUGACGACUCGGACGCACCACUGGACAACGAUGAUUUUGUUGUAAUAGAUAGAAAUGAAAAUGAAGAUCCACAAGCUGAAUUAGUAAACUCAUAUGAACUAUGGAAUAAUAAAUGUGAACAAAAACCAAUAAUGAAUAUAAAUGAUCCACCUGGUGCACCACCUACUGAUUCUCCUAACUAUUUUAUUCAUCCAAAUGAUGCAAUGAAUCAUCCAUGGUCGUCUUCUCUUGAUGUUAAUAAUUCAUUUUAUCCGAUAAACUCACUUCAGUCAGUAUCACAAUAUAAUAUGCCAUAUGAUCCUAAUCAAUAUAUGCAUAAUCAAUUUUCUAAUUCAAUGAAUAAUCAAUUGUCUAGUUCAAUGGGCAAUCAAUCACCUAGACUUGCAUCUGAUGGACGAGUACCAAAAAGAGUACAUUUCUCUUCUUUACAUCCAGAACAACAACAACAACAGCAACAGCAGCCUAUGCCUUUAAAGCCAUUAACUAGUGCUCAUUCGUGGCAUGAAACAAAUACUACAGCUUUUGCUACAUCGACAUCGACAGGUACGAAACCUAUGCGAUUAUCAAAUAGAUCAUCUUCAUCUCGACCAUCAGUAGUUAAGCGUAGACCAACACCAACACAAGUACCUGUACAAAAACCUAUUUAUGUAGGUGUCGAUCAUCAAGCAACAUUAGCUGAACGUGGCCAGAUAAUUGCUAAUACACAUCAUCGUAGAAAUGAUGAAAGAAAUCUGACAAAUACCUUAACUUCAUCUAUGUCUAAUCAACAAUUUCAUUCUCAUACAAAUCAUCAAAAUAAACAUCAAAAAAUAAGUGAUUCACCUAAUUCGGAUAAUACAGUAGCAACUAGUAGAUCAUUUGAUGUAUCACAAACAGUCAAUGCUUCAUCACAUCGUUCAAUAAUUAAAUCGAUGUCAACAAAUCGAAUUCCAAAAAAUAGCGAUCAAAUUCCAUUUAUACCUAAUGAACCAAAACCAUUAAGAACAAGAAGUGCUCGUCGACAAGAAUCACCAAUGAAUAAUGAAUUAAAACCAUUGAGAAGUCGAGAAAAUUUUCGACAACAUACACGACAACAUCCUUCAAAUCAAUCACCUUUAUCUUUAUCAAAUGAUUUACCGAAUCGACGUAUUCAACGUAUGAAUUCCGGUUCACCAGUACUACGAAUUGCACUAUCGAAAGGUAUUCAACAUCAGCAAAGACAACAAAUGACAAUAUCUGGAGUGAAUCAUACAAUGCGUACUAUUCCUCGAACAAGAUCAUAA